AUGACCCCCUUCCUACCUGUGGGGAGGCUCACAGUAUAUGUCGCCUCCGACGAGCCAACCCACCCCCGCCGAGGCUGGUCCCCGGCAGAUUGGCGCCCAACGUGGGGCCCGCAGAUUGGCGCCCAACAGGCUGGGCUGGUGUCAGAGCACUUCUCGCAAGCCCCCCAGAAGCUGACACCCUACAGCUGGUAUGGCAGCGCCAGGCUCUUCCACUUCCGGGUGCCUCCAGAGACUGUGCUGCUGCGGUGGGUGCUGCAAGUGUCCCGGGGCGGUGGCCCUGCCUGCACGAACUUGGAGGUCACUGUGCAUUUCCGCUAUGGUGCCCCUCCCGUCAUCAACCCCCUGGGGACCAGCUUCCCGGACAACACCUCGGUGCCGCCCUCCUUCCAGGUCAAGGUGCUGCUGAGCAACACCUCGGUCAAUAUCUCCCACCCGGCACCAGGGGACUGGUUCUUGGCAGCCCACCUGCCCCCCUCGUCCCAGAAGAUCAUGGUGAAGGGCUUCAUUCCCACCUGUGCCUACAUCUUCCAGCCUGACAUGCUGGUCAUGCGAGUGGUCCAGGUCUCAAUCAUGGAGCCCGAUGUACCCCUUCCGCAGACCCUCCUUUCUCACCCCAGCUACCUCAAGGUCUUCAUCCCCAAAUACACCCGGGAGCUGCGGGUGGAGUUGCAGGACUGCUCCUCCAAUGGCAGCCUGGGCUGCCCUGUGCGGCUCACCGUGGGCUCCACCACUCUGCCCAGCAGCUUCCAGAAGGUGCUGUCCUGCACCAGCCCCACCUGGCCCUGCCACCUGCUGCUGUCUUCACCACCCUGGGACCGGUGGCUGCAGGUGACGGCUGAGAGCCUCGUGGGGCCCCAUGCAUCUGUGGUCUUCAGUGCCGUGGCUGCCCUCACAGCCUGCAGGCCAUGGAGCACGACCUUCCAGCGCCUUCCACAGAGCAGCCUGAACCGGAGCUCUAAUGCCUCAGCUGUCCAGCUGUUCCUGGGCCCCAGCCCCCAAGACCUGGGCAGGAGCGGCAGGGUGGGCACUGGCCCCUUCUGCAUCCUGAGUUACCCAGUCACAAGGGAGGACAUGGAUGUGAUGUCUGUGCGCUUCCAGCCCCUGGACAGCGUGUCGGUGCCGGUGCAUCCAGGCACGCCCUCCAUGCUGCAGCUCCGCCUUAACACGGGCAUGGACAGUGGGGGCUCCCUCACCAUCUCUCUGAGGGCCAACAAGACAGAGAUCGCAGAGGGCACCUUGGUAGCAGCCUGUGUGAAUGCCGCCUCGGCCUUCCUCACCUUCAGCGUCUCACUCAACUGCACCACAGCCUUCUUCCAGGGCUACCGCUUGUCCCUGCACGCCUCCUCACACUCGGCCAGUCUCGUCGUCCCCUUCCCUGAGACAGACGACUGGUACCUCUCUCUGCAGCUCCUGUGCCCCGAGAACCCUGGGGGCUGCGAGCGGACGGCAGUCCGCGUGGAGACCACCAUGUACCUGGUGCCCUGCCUGAACGACUGCGGCCCCUACGGCCAGUGCCUGCUGCUGCGCAGGCAUAGCUACCUGUACGCAGGUUGCAGCUGCAAGGCAGGCUGGCGCGGGUGGAGCUGCACGGACAACAGCACAGCCCAGACCAUGGUCCAGCAGCGGGUGGCCACGCUCCUGCUGACCCUCAGCAACCUGGUGUUCCUGGCCCCCAUCGCUGUGGCCACACACCGCUCGCUCCUGGUGGAGGCCUCUGUCUACGCCUACACCAUGUUCUUCUCCACGUUCUACCACGCUUGCGACCAGCCGGGAGAGGCGGCGCUGUGUAUCCUGGGCUAUGACACGCUGCAGUACUGCGACUUCCUGGGCUCCGGGGUAUCCACGUGGGUCACCAUUCUCUGCAUGGCACGGCUGAAGGCCAUCCUAAAACAUGUCCUGUUCCUCCUGGGCACCCUGGUCAUCGCCAUGUCCUUGCAGCUCGACCGCAGGGGCAUCUGGAAUAUGGUGGGGCCCUGCCUCUUCGCCUUCGUGAUCAUGGCUUCCAUGUGGGUGUACCGCUGUGGGCACCGGCGCCAGUGCUACCCCACGACCUGGCAGCGCUGGGCCUUCCACCUCCUGCCUGGCAUCGCCAUGGCCUCUCUGGGCAUUGGCAUCUACACCUCCAUGAUGACCGUCGACAACUACUACUACACACACAGCAUCUGGCACAUGCUGCUGGCGGGGAGCGUGGCAUUGCUGCUGCCGCCCCGCGAGGGGCACGCCGAGCCCUGUGCCUGCUCGCCCAAGUUCCCCUGCCACUACCAGAUCUGCAGGAACGACCGGGAUGAACUAUACACGGUGACGUGA
Molecule: messenger RNA, 2307 nt
Organism: Tupaia belangeri chinensis (Chinese tree shrew)
Lineage: Eukaryota; Metazoa; Chordata; Mammalia; Scandentia; Tupaiidae
Gene: PGAP6
Product: post-GPI attachment to proteins 6
Exons: 14
Coding region: 1-2307 (768 amino acids)
Cellular component (GO): membrane
Source: RefSeq, a predicted model, not a curated record